AUCUGGAGUGCGUGCGUUACCUGCGGUUUGUAGGGUGGAGUUAUUACGUUGUUUAGUUGUUCGAUGGAUGAGGAAACUACAAUAGCCUCAUUGGCUCUCCACGUUGUUGUUUCACCUAUAUUAGAUCAGAUUGAGCAGAGAAAUCUAGCUGCUGGACAGACAUUACGCGCAGCGUUUAAUAAGGUUGAAAAAGCAAACCCCGGAUUUACGCAAGACUUCCUUGCCGGUCUAAUAGAUGCGGAGAGAGCGAGUGUUAACUUGACUGAAGCUCUGCUGCGACUUUCAUGCAAUGAUGUUGAAGUGUACACCUUAGACAGACAAGAGCCAGAAUUUGUUCAACUAAGUGAAAGAGCAAAAGCUCUCAAAGGAAUAUUGAGUAGAAUUCCUGGGGAAAUCAAUGAUCGUUCUCGUUUUCUUCAGACAAUCAAGGAUAUUGCUGGUGCAAUCAAAGAAUUGCUAGAUGCAGUGAACACGGUUUCAAAGGCACACCAAGACACAGAGCAGAUGAGUAAAUAUAAGAGAAUGUUGGAACAAAACAAGAAAAUAUUUGUGAAGCAUUCAAAAAGCUUCAGUGACACAUUGAAGCGUUACUUUAAAGAUGGACAGUCAGACAACGUGUUUCUAAGUGCCAAUCGUCUCAUCAACCAGACAAAUGCUUUGCUAAGAAUUUUCAAAGUUGCCAGUGUGUGACAACUUCACAAGUAUGUACUAAAGCGCACUCUUUCGUCAGAUAUAGUAAGAGCAUUGUAUUGUUGAAAUUGUAAUACUAGCAAUUAGUACUUCUGGUUUUAAACUGUAUGAUUCAUAUGAGUGGGCACUAUA
Messenger RNA from Corticium candelabrum, 822 nucleotides. Its product is annotated as programmed cell death protein 10-A-like. Lineage: Eukaryota; Metazoa; Porifera; Homoscleromorpha; Homosclerophorida; Plakinidae. Gene Ontology annotation, biological process: positive regulation of MAP kinase activity; regulation of Golgi organization. The coding region runs from base 64 to 690 and encodes 208 amino acids. The record is from RefSeq and is a predicted model, not a curated record. Gene Ontology annotation, molecular function: protein kinase binding. Gene Ontology annotation, cellular component: FAR/SIP/STRIPAK complex. The transcript is spliced from 8 exons.